Messenger RNA from Desarmillaria tabescens, 2778 nucleotides. Its product is annotated as exo84 subunit/exocyst complex component. The transcript is spliced from 7 exons. NCBI's taxonomy places the organism in Eukaryota, Fungi, Basidiomycota, Agaricomycetes, Agaricales, Physalacriaceae. The record is from RefSeq and is a predicted model, not a curated record. Bases 51 to 2561 code for a protein of 836 amino acids. Gene Ontology annotation, cellular component: exocyst. Gene Ontology annotation, biological process: intracellular protein localization; exocytosis; Golgi to plasma membrane transport.
GUGUGCCGUCUCAAGCCGUUCCUUCGCUCUACCACCACCUUCAAUAAGCAAUGCAGUCGCUACGGACGCGACGCUCUCAAGCGCCGGCGCGUAAAGUGCAGCGCUCUGGAACGAAACUUUCCAAGAUUGCCCAAGGUGUAACACCCCGCCCUCGCGAUGCCCGAAAAUCUCGUGUCGAUGACAAGAUUAAGAAACGCAUGUCGAUGCGCUAUGCCGACAUUUCAGGACCUACAGAGCUUAAUGUACCCCCAAUGCCCAGCAUCCCUACUGUUGGAGUAAUCACGGAUGGAUUUCAGAAUGAAGUCGUUGGGGAGAAGAUUGGCACUCGGGAUGAUGGAGCGGCGGUGGCGGCAGAGAACGAUAAGAAACUGUUGGACAAGGAUGAUUUUGACCCGGAUGCCUACUUGAAGCUUAAGCUGGCGAACUCGACGGAAGCAGAAGUCAAGUCCCUACAAUCGUCUCUACGCGGAGCCAAAGAUGAUACGGCUACUGAUCUCCAGAAGAACGUUUUUCAAAAUUAUGCAGAAUUCGUGCUGAUCUCCAAGGAAAUCUCGACUCUGGAGAAUGAGAUGAUUGAAUUGAAGGAAUCCCUCUCGGAAUACAAAUCCAUGCCGUCCUUGCUUCACAUUCCUGACCCCACUUCAACAUCAUCUUCAACUAUGACUUCGUAUCGACGCUCCUCCGUUGCCGACCUACGCAUCAUGUAUUUCAACCAGAUGCAGGCAUUGCAUACUCAGAUCGAGGGAUCCGCCAAAUUCGCGCCUACUACACCAGGAAGACAUGUCGUAGGCGAAGUGGAGGGUGUGUUAUCAUUGAAUGCGGCAACAUACAAGGUCGUCGGCAAGGUGAAGUUUGUUGUCUUGGACGACGCUGUGUUGGUCGCCAGGAGACGACGCCGCAACGGUGGUCCCGAUUCCCGUAGUGGUGGCAGUGUUAGCGAAGGCAAGCUAGUUGCGGAGCGAUGUUGGCCAUUGAGUGAAAUGCUGGUGUUGGACACCAAGGACUCCCCCAGUAUGACAAAUGUCUUCAAGAUCAGGCACGGCAAGGAAACACACGUCUACCGGACAGAGUCUCCAGCAGACAAGAAGUCGCUUCUUCAGCAACUACGUCAUGUUGCCGAAGAGCUAGCUGCUAAGAAGCGCAAAGAACGUGAAGGCGAGCAUGAAAGGAGGAAGAGUUUAUGGCAAGGCGCCGGUCAUCUGGAUACAAUGCGGAACUGCAUGCCUCAAACUGAAUGGAUGAGGGAGCUCGCUGCAAAAGCGGGAGAAGCUCCUGGCGUUGAUGCUAAGGAGAAACUCGAGCGCGAUGCUCGUUGGACCAGCGAAUGGGCGGACGAUCUAACUGUUGCAAUUGCUUUACGGGAAUGGGAAAAAGCUACGAGGCUUGUCGAAGAAGGUAAAGCGAAGUUGGCUGCAGUUCCUCCUCUGGCACCAAAGCUCCCUGGUUUGACCUCGCAGCUGAUUGCGGCUCUCUUGUCUUCUUUGUCUUUGGUCUCGAACAAGAAGUCUACUGUUAUUUCACUGAUCUCGCUUCUUUUGCGUCUCAACGCCGGCCCUGCCGCUCGCGCAACGUUCCUCAAAAUGCGUACUCAGGUCAUCAAGAAUUUUGUCAGAAAAAUCAAAUUCGAAGGACACAUUGGUACAUAUAUUGCUGACUUGGCUAUUGUGACUUUCACUGCCAUCAAGCAUACCGCCGAUUGGUUUUUGGCGAGCUUUAAGGAGAAUGAAGUCGCUAGUGCUUUCAUUGAUUGGGCGAAAAGUCAGAUCGAGAAUUACGCAGAUGUGUUCCGAAGACAGGUCUUUAGCUCGGAUGUCGAUCCGAAGGUAGUCGAAGAAGCUCUGAAAAUCACAUACUCCCAGAGCAAGAAGUUACUUGAAGACUAUGGACUUGACUUCCGUUUCUUACUAGAGGAGUUGUUAGCAGAAAACGUUCAAGAGUCGGAGACCACCACCAAACCCGCUAAGCUGGACCUGCAAGAUAUACGCAUAACAGCACCUAAAUUAUCAAAAUCAUCCUCUAAACUAUCCCAUUCACUCACAUCCUCUGUCAGCCGGCGUUCUCCUACGCCAAGCGCAAGUUCAGCCAUGACGCAGUCAUCAUCUUCUACUUCCUCUGGUGCGACUACCACAGCAGCCGGCGCCACGCCGACUGCGUUGUCCUCAGCGCCACCUUCGGGUUACUCAUCAGCUUCAUUUUACACCCCAACACCCGCCACUGGCAUGUUCCCUCCGUCUCAGACCCAAAUGCCUCCUGUACCCGCUCUUCGCCGUGCUCGUACUCCCUUGUCAUCGGCAAUGCCUACAUAUGGUACCAGCACGCCGCCGCUCUCUGCUCCAGUUCCCCCCGUCCCUUUAGCGUCCCCACUUCCCAGGCGGACAAGGUCUCCGCCUCCCAGUGCAUCCCCUUUGCGACCAGGUACAUCGAAUAGCAUAAGGGACAGACCACCUCGGUCGGCUAAGGCCAGUCCGGCCCCGCCCCCUCGGUCAACGAACCGACCUGGCAGCUCGGCAGGCCAUAGGCCUCCGCCCGUUGCUGUUCCAUCUCGAGAGGGUAUGAUCUAGAAACGCAUAUAUCGUCGCGUUUCUUCACGUUGGAUUCUUCAUAGUUAACUUAUUUCCUUGUAUUUUGCGUUUCCGAUUUGUGGAUGUCAUCGUCUACAGAGUUGUCGUCUGUACCGGUAAUUGAAUUGUUUAACUGCUUUUCCCUAGAGAAGUUCAUUUGAGUUGCUCUCAUCCUGAAUCCGACUUUUUACUGCUGUUGCUACAGGUCAAGACCAUU